This is a messenger RNA of Mesorhabditis spiculigera, 1230 nucleotides long. NCBI's taxonomy places the organism in Eukaryota, Metazoa, Nematoda, Chromadorea, Rhabditida, Rhabditidae. The record is from the annotation of a GenBank genome assembly.
AUGGUGCUGGGCGAAUGUCUAAUGUAUGGGCUCGAUUUCGAGGCGCGGUGCCUGGCCAGCGUCAGCGGCGACGAGUCGGGCGUUCGAUUCCUCGUCGGCACCCAGAAUAUCAAGAUGGACAACCAGAUUUGCGAGCUGACGGUGGAUUUGGACGAGAAUCGGGUGAACGCGCGAUGUUUUGGGCAUUCGAUUGGCGAAGUGAGGGAGCUGGCCACGUCUCCGGAUGAUCCACAAAUAUUCGCCACGGCAUCGUCGGAUUUCCGGCACCCAAAAGCGAAACACCGGCUGAACAUCUACAGCUACAGCGAAUACAAGCCGACGCUCGAAGAGAAAGCGAGUCUCGAGUGUGACCAUCCGAUUAUCGGGUUAGAGUGGAGUGUAGCGAGCAGCUCUCUUUCCUGCAUCGCCGGCAAUCAAUUGACACUCUAUAAUGUGGCCGGCGAUGGAUUGAAGGAGCAAUUCUCGCACCAUCAGCCCGGCAAGCUGCACACAUUCCGGCGAAGUCCCCAUUCCGAUGGACAACUGAUAGCACUGGCCGUUGAUCGAGAUUUGAUCGUUGUCGAUUCGAGGACUAACGAGCCGACCACCCGUAUCUGCGAGGCGCACGUCUUCCGCUGUCUGGCCGUCGAUUUCAACCCAAACCUCCCCAAUCUCCUCGCCACAGGCGGUGACGAGGGCGCGCUUCGUAUCUGGGACCUUCGACAGCCCAAGGCCGCCAUAUUCUGCACGCGCCCCCAUUCACACUGGGUCACCCAGGUUCGCUACCAUCAAGUACACGACCAGCUGCUCCUCACCGGCUCCUCAGAUGCGUGUGUCGUGCUCAAUUGUGCCCAGUCCGUCUCUUCGGAUGCACAAAUCGAUGCGAGUGCCGAGAGGGAUGAUGAUGGAGAGCCGCUGGCGAAACUGACGGACGGGGAGCUGGAUCGGAUCAACGAGCACGAGGACACCGUGUCGGCCGUCGAAUGGUCUAGCGCGGAUCCGUGGAUCUACGCGUCGUUGAGCUACGACGGCCGGGUCGUCAUCAACCGGGUGGCCCAUGCGCUCAAGAAGGGUGCCGUUGUUGUUGCAGGCGUGUUCAUCGGUGCGGCCGUCGUCAACAGCGUUUUCCAACCCAUGAAGGGUUACGAGGAAGAGUUGAGCGCGAAAAAGGCGCUUCUCCUCGAGAAAUAUCGACAACGACACGAGAUGCGGAUAUGCAAUGGAUAUGUGCCCAUGAUUGACGCCGAGAGA